Molecule: messenger RNA, 2969 nt
Organism: Vitrella brassicaformis
Lineage: Eukaryota; Vitrellaceae
Source: the annotation of a GenBank genome assembly
CGGAGAAAUGAGCAUGGCGAAGCUACCAGCGGACGCCCAGACGUCGUACGUGCGGCGGGAUGUGCUAAGCGGCCCUGACACAUCGAGGUCGACUUCGAAUGGCUACGUGGAGGGACUGCCCGCCAGCUGCCGCGUGUUCGAGGUGAGUGGAUGAACAAUGCCUAUUUGCAGUCAGGUCAUCGACUGGGGAUUGUGGUGUAUGUCCGUUUAUUCCGUAGGAUCAAUUCACAUCAGCGGUUGAUACUGACCUGCUGUGCUCCAUCUGCCGUGGCCUGGACCUCAAUCUCGUGCUGUCAGGCUGUGGCAACGAGCACCUGUUCUGCAAGCAGUGCAUCUGUGCAUGGCUGGAGCGGAACAAUACCUGCCCUAUCUGUCAGGCCAACAUCACAGCCGACGGCCUGCAGCGGCCGUCCCGCCUGAUACGGGGCAUCGUCAACCGCAUUGAGGUGGUCUGCAGCUGCCGCCAGUGGCAGGGGCACUUUGUGGAUCUCCCGCAGCACCUCAGGAGGUGCCGCAACAGACGAUUCCCAUGCAGGUGACCUGAGCGACGGGCUGUUCAUGCCACUGUCUGGCUGGCUUGCAUGCCUCUGUGUCUGUCUGCCUGUCUGUCUGUCUGUCUGUCUGUGUACAGGUACCGUCGUUAUGGUUGCCAGGAGGAGUUGACUGAGGAUGCUCUUGGCGAGCAUGAGCGUGUCGCGGCGCCCCACCAUCUCGGACUCCUGUCGGCGGCAUUGCAGAAGACCGAGGAGAGGGAGAGGCGAUACAGGGCUGAGAUUGAAUACCUCAGAAACACGGUAAGCAAAUACACAUACAUACAGACACACAGCACAGCAGGGGCAGAAACGGAGUAAUAGCCGCCGGCCGGCGUGUGUGUGAUAUGAUAUUUGUGCAGGUUGACAGGCUGAGUGAUGUGAUCUCUCGUGUGGCGCCCAUGGAGUCGUGUUUGGCCUUCGGUGAGCCGCUGCCGAAGGUCUACGCCAUCGGGCACGUCAGGGGCAGCACUGAGGAGCCGCUGCUCGAGUACUGGCACACGGACAAACGCCAGUGGGUGCAGGUCGGUAGAUACGAACGAAGACACCGAGGGAGGCAUCCUCAUGACUUACUUGUUGGUUUUGUCGACUUCCCUCCCUCCCUCCCGUCGUUGGUGCAGCUGUCGACGCUGCCGCAGGUGGACCCAUCGUGGCGUGACUUCGCUCUGCUGAUCCACCCACAUCUGCAGGACAGGGACAGCGGAGGGUCGCCAGGCCUGCUGCUCAUCGGUACGGAAAGGCCUGGCGGGCACAGACCGCUGUAUGAGUAUGUGUCCACAACACAUUCCAUUCAAUCAACAGGUGGUAGGCGCCAGCAAGAUGAGCGCCAGUCGUCGUCGGCCAGCAGCAGCUCCAGUGGCCUGGCCAUGGGCAUGCGGCGCAGGCGGAGCGCCGCGGGGCUGGGUGGCGGGGAGGCCUCAACCAACAUCUGCCUCAUGUAUGCCGUGGUCUCCAACCGGUGGCUGGAGAUGGCUCCCAUGUGUGUUGCCAGAGCAGCCCCGGUACGCUCGCCUCGCUGAGAUGAGUACAUUACUGCAGCCCGUUGGUUGCAAUCACCCCAGGCACCAUCACUCGUGUGUUUGUAUUCUCUCUGUCUUUUGUCAGGCUGUUGCAGAGUUGAAGGGUGACGUUUAUGUGUUUGGCGGGUGGAGCUGCUCAGAGCAGAAGCCCGUGACGUCUCUCGAGGUCUACAAGACCGCCAAGAACGUGUGGAACGUCAUGGGCAUCCCGCCUUUCGUCGGACAUGUCUUCUGCGCCGUCGGCUACCAGGGCAGGAUAUUUGUCCUCGCGAAGCCUCGUAAGCGACCCACUCACUCACUCACACACACACACACUACGCUCUCUGUUGAAAGGCUUCCGUUGUUGUCUGUCAGAUGAUGCAGUGGCCUUCCCCCAGUUCUUACCGCACUCACCCGAAAGUGCCCCGGCCCCCACCCCUCCUCGCCACCCCUUCUCCCUCCCCCGGGCGUCCUUCCCAUUCCCUGCACCACCAAGUCCAUUCGCCAACAGGGGGAAGGAGAAGGAUAACGGCCCCUGCCCCCCGUCCCAACCCACAGACCCAUCACACAGCGGAGACAAGAGAGAUGUGCCGCCGGCGAUCCCGCCGCCCCCGCCAGAGAGGCGUGGGAGUCUGCGGAUGCUGGCGAGUAGGAGGCAGACGGGCGGCGGUGGUGGUGACGAAGGGAGGGAGGACAUGGGUGGUGCCGGUGGUAGUGGGUCUGUGGUGCGGUGUGCGGCGCAGUGCUACUCGUUAGAUCCGGUGCGGGGGCUGCAGGAGUCAGGGUCGGGGUGGCAGCCGGUCGAGAUGUGCGGCUGCCAGGAUGCCACACAGGUAGGUAUUGUACCAACGGAGCGUAACACAAACAGCAGCAAUCAAUAUAUGUGAAUGACACUGCACGUGUGCAUCUUUCUCUCUCUGUGUUCGUGUGGGUGUGGUGUUCCAUCCAGUUGUGUGUGAUUGAGGGUCGGCUGUACGCCGAGUGCACUGCGGUCGACUCGGACACCCGGGAGAUCGGCCCUGCCGUGCAAAUGUACUCGGUCGAGACCAACAGGUCAGACCCACCCCAUCCCACCCACCACCACACACAGAUGCAGAUGCACAAGUACUGAGGAGGAAUAUUGACGCCCUCCCUCUCCCUUAUGCCGAGUCAGGUUCACGCUGUUGAGUCGUGUGUCGACAGGUGUGUUGGCGCCCAAGAUGGCCACCGUCCGACAAUGCGGACUGCCUCUGGAGGAAAAGCUCAGAUGGCUGGCAACUGUCGGUGGCGAGCGCGGGCACAAGCGGGCAGCCGUGUGGGUGUGAUCGGUGGGUGGGCAUCUGUGUCUAAGUGUGUACGUCUGUCGUGUGCUCUCUCUCUCUCUCUUGCGAGACAUUUUUUUCCUUAUUUGUGAGGGGUGAGUGGGACAUUGUCAUGCUGGUGUGAAAGCAUUCGUCUCGUG